This is a messenger RNA of Haplochromis burtoni (Burton's mouthbrooder), 2350 nucleotides long. Its product is annotated as caspase recruitment domain-containing protein 8. The record is from RefSeq and is a predicted model, not a curated record. The transcript has 7 exons. Gene Ontology annotation, biological process: regulation of apoptotic process. Lineage: Eukaryota; Metazoa; Chordata; Actinopteri; Cichliformes; Cichlidae. The annotation marks the transcript as partial. Gene Ontology annotation, molecular function: protein binding.
CUUCACUCACUGCAUCUCUUUCACAGAUGCCUGUGAUCUCACAUUCGACCCCAACACUGUGAAUGAAAACCUCGUCCUGUCUGAAUGUGACAGGAAAGUAAGCAGCACUGAGGAAAAGCAGUCGUAUCCUGAUCAUCCAGAGAGAUUUGACCAAGUGAAGCAGGUGCUGUGUCGAGAGGCUCUGACUGGGCGCUGCUACUGGGAGGUGGACUGGGAAGCGUUUGUGAAUAUUGGUGUUGCAUAUAAGAGCCUGCCGAGGAAGGGACGCUGGGACACAGAAAUUGACCAUACUGACAAGAGCUGGUGUUUCAGCAUCACCAAUUCAAACGGUUACUCCUUCCGACACGGGUUGAGGGAAACUUUUAUACCGGUCCCACACAUCGACGUCCAAGCAUUCCUGGCCAGACGCAGGAGACUGGGACUGUUUCUGGACUGGCCAGCCGGCACUCUGUCCUUUUAUUCACUUUCUGGUGACAAAAAAACUCUCAUUCAUACCUUCCACACCACGUUCACCGAGCCUCUCUACCCAGCAUUCAGUGUUCAUAGUGGAACUUUGACCUUGUGCAGGGUUGUGAAGCUGCAAAUGGAAACUGCUCGAUCAAGCUUCACACCUGAGAUGAGAAAAGAAAGAGCAGGCGUUUCAUACAGGUUCCUGUUUCCUGGUCCAGGGUUGUUCCAGUGUUCUUUGACUGGUCUGGUCUUUGAUGUGACUCGUGAGAGUGAGGUCACCUACAAGACUCUGAUCUGGGAUCCUCUGGUCCUCCAACCAGCGCACAAAGUGGCCGGAGGCCCGCUGUUCGGCAUCGAGUGUCUUCAGGACUCUAUACGUCAGCUGCACCUCCCACACUGUGAGCCUGAGCCGGCACUGGUCUCUGACAGCAUCUCUGUGGUCCACAUCACGGAUGAUGGCAUGAGCAUCAUACAGCCUCUGGAGAUCACUGAGACUCACGUGGUCGUGGACGUCCCUCACCUCUCCGCCUUCGGCCUCGUCUGGGAUCUCGUUGAGCGGUUUUUCAAUUACAUGACGAAACCCGUUCGUGGCCAAGUCCUGCUCUUCCUGAGAAACAGGCCACGCCCCAUCCUCAGUGUGAUGCUGCUCCCAGGAAACGUCCCUCUGCACGACGUGAAAGUGCAGCACGCUGCUUCAGAGCACAUCGAAGCGCCGUCCUUCUGUUAUUUCCACAAAGGUCAAAAGUACAGUCUGAGCAGCGCCCCGCACCACUUUAAAAUACAGCCUGCACGUGCAGAGUUUUUUGAAAAUUACGGACCAAAUUACCACCCGACCUUUGAGAUCAUCCUGACAACGAACGCAGAGGAAGUGAUGCUGAUGGUGCAAGAUCCCGAGGAGACACGAGUGUGGGAGCACGACCUUCAUCUGCCCGCUUCAUCCUCGGCUGACUCUCCAGGUGGAAGUCCUCUUCAGAUGGGGAACAGCGCCUCAGCAGAGAAGCUGCGACUCGCUCGCACAAACUUCGUCGAUAAAGUGUCGGAUCCGGUUCUGAACAAGCUGCUGGACGAGCUGCAGCACGUCACCGUGCUAACUGAUGCUGAGGGCGAAGCGGCCAGAGCCAAACCGAGAGGCGAGAAAGCUCGAGACCUGAUCGACAUGGUGCGAAAGAAAGGAGCUGAAGCAAGUUCAAAAAUGAUCGCCGUCUUUUACGCCAACGAUCCGUAUCUGUGCAAAGAGCUCGGCUUAAUGUGAAGCACAAAUCUGUGACACGAACAAAGAGACUCGUUGAACUAAAAUUUCCUUUCUUUCUUCUUAAAGUCACGAUUAUGUUUCCACUGAUCACACUUCUUAGAAAGCAGAUGAGCUUAGACGUGAGGGGAGACGUCCAGUAAAUAUCCAUAAAAGAAAAAUUCCAGUUUUUUCUGCAAAGAAUGUCUGAAAUGUAUUUUAUAAAUGUUAGUGUUUGUCAGACAGGAGGACAGAGAAAGUAGAAAGAGUGAGACACAGCUGCACUGGUGAAUGAUGUGAGCUGGACUCAGAUCAGUGAAGCCAGCAGAGCCUGUGGUCGUGAACCAUGCUUAUGUGGAAAUACAACACAAAGGUUAAUAAAAUGCAGCGAAGGCCUGCAGUGUUGAGUGUAACGUGUUAUUACUUGUGUUAUAAAGGUUCAGUUCUUUGUGCAGCAGGUGGAUGAAAAGAAAAAACCAUCAGCUGAGUUUUUGGGACUUUCAGUCUGAAUGAACAGGACGAUGCAGGAAGUGUGUUUUUCAUUGAAGUAUUAAGACUCGUAACACUAUAUAUGCAAAUGUUUCUAUACCUGUGAGCUGUGCUCUGUAAACUGACGCAAUAACAGUAUCAACACUUAAACACACGAGUUCCAAUAAAAAUGCUUUGAUUGUG